GGUUCAGGUUCCGGGGCGGCGCGGAUUUCGCGGCCUGUGGGUCGCGGGCGGCGCUCUCCGGGUUCCGGGGCCGCGCGCCCUGCGGCUGCCGGAAUGGAGGAGGCCGGAGUGGCAGUGACCACGGCCGGGGAGGCCGAGCUGAACUUGUCCCGCCUCAGCGUGUCUGCCGAGACGCUGGAGUCGGAGCUGGAGUCACGGGGCGAGGAGCGGCGCGGCUCGCGGGAGGCGCUGCUGCGGCUGCUGCUGCCGCACAACCGUCUGGUGUCGCUGCCGCGGGCGCUGGGCAGCGGCUUCCCGCACCUCCAGCUGUUGGACGUCAGCGGCAACGCGUUGACAACGCUGGGGCCCGAGCUGCUUGCGCUGCGCGGCCUGCGCACGCUGCUGGCUAAGAACAACAGGCUCGGAGGGCCAGGCUCGCUGCCCAAGGGUCUGGCCCAGUCGCCUCUCGCUCGCAGCCUUCAAGUACUCAACCUCAGCGGGAACUGCUUCCAAGUGGUGCCCGCCUCCGUGCUGGAGCUGCGCGCGCUGCAGACCCUCAGCCUGGGCGGCAACCAGCUGCAGAGCAUCCCGGCCGAGAUCGAGAACUUGCGGAGUUUAGAGUGUUUAUAUCUUGGAGGAAACUUCAUCAAAGAAAUCCCACCAGAAUUAGCAAACCUGCCUUCUCUAAAUUACUUGGUAUUAUGUGACAACGAAAUCCAAAGUGUGCCUCCUCAACUUUCACAGUUGCAUUCACUUCGUUCCCUCAGUCUUCACAAUAACUUGCUGACAUACCUGCCUCGAGAAAUCCUCAACCUUAUUCAUUUGGAAGAAUUGAGUUUGCGAGGAAAUCCAUUGGUUGUUCGUUUUGUUAGAGAUUUAAUCUAUGACCCACCAACUCUCCUGGAAUUAGCUGCACGGACCAUUAAAAUUCGAAAUAUUUCCUACACUCCUUGUGAUCUUCCUGAGAACCUUCUUAGAUACUUGAGUUUAGCCAGCAAUUGCCCAAACCCAAAGUGUGGAGGAGUCUACUUUGACUGCUGUGUCAGACAAAUAAAAUUUGUGGACUUCUGUGGGAAGUACCGCCUCCCCCUAAUGCACUACCUGUGUUCACCAGAGUGCUCGUCCCCUUGCAGUUCUGCCUCUCACAGCUCCACAUCCCAGAGCGAAUCGGACUCAGAGGACGAAGCUAGCGUUGCUGCACACAGAAUGCAGAAAGUUCUUCUCGGUUGAGAAGAGUGGUGUGAAACACUAAAAGACUGAGGAAAGGUGGUUAGAAAAGAAAAUAGACUUUGAAGUUAACUAGAAACCAUAUCUUCAUCUUGAAUGUCCAUAAAUGAGUCGGGGUGAUGUAAAAGAUUUUGUUUCAUCCACCCAUUCAGCAGGAAUGAAUCCAGUUCCGUGUUUAGAUUCCUUGAAUAUAAUUCACUCUAAAUGGCACUUUCAGAUGUGGCUGAUUGCUUGCAUGUUUCACGCAAGUUUUGCAUGACUCACGUAGCAGACUAGAACAUUCUGAAGAGCAGUAUAUAAUAAACCAUGAGUGGUGUAACUUGUGACAGUUGAGAUGAACAAAGAAAUGAUAAAAGCUGUAAUUAUUACCAGAGUUGUCCUUGGGUUUAGGUUGAACACUAUACCAUAAUAGAAGUAGCCCUCCCUUAAUGUAUUGCCCAUAUGUUGAGAUUACAGAGCUAUUCAGAUAAGCUCACAGAUGGUUACGUAGGAACCAAACCUUUCUGACCUACUAACUGGUAAAGUAAGGGAUAUAACCUUAUGUGGGAUUGUACAAUUCUUCAGUUCUGUUCCUUUAUUCUGUGAUUGUUGUACCCUUAGGUAAUCCAGCAAUGACUGGUACAGUGCCUUAAGAAAUAUGCUUUAACAGAACUAGGUAAACAGCUGUUUAACAUCUGAGCUUAUGGCCACCUUAACUUCAUUUUUUGUGUAAACAUGAAGUAAUCCCCUAUAAAUCACUAACACUUAAUGGGAGGCCACUGUCUUGAUUAGUCUGUUCAUCAUAACACAGAAUAAUAGUUUUUGAUUGAAAAAUCAGUCAGAUUUCUUUUGACAUAAAAGAGAUGUAAGCUAGUAAAGCUUCUUUAUAAAGGAGUGGGAAAAUGAUUUAAAAAUUUUUAACAAUCAGGUAUGACUCUGUUGCAUGUGUGUAUUGAACUGUAACUUUUUCUACAUUUUAAAGAAACACUAGAAAAACAUUGUAAGUCAAAUAAAAUUGGGGGCAACAGUCAUUGUGUUUGUACACAGUAGAACAAUUUCCAAAACCAGUUUAACCAUGGAAUAUUUUUGAAAAUAAUGUAUUGAUAACAUCUUUAAAAAGAAUUAGAUAUAUUAUAUCCUUAAAGUAUAGCAGAAAAAUGUUUUCACAGAUUAAUUGCUAUUAGAAAUGACCAAAUUUUUAUGAACUAGUUUGAAAUGCAAUAAAAAUUGAAUAAUAGUCCAAUUAUAAAUUGAUAUAAUAAAGUACACAACACAUACUAGCAAUCAUUAGAUCAUUAACCUAUCAUCUGAUGGUUUGUUGGUAAAUGUUACCUGAUACGCAGGUCAGAAAUGCAUUGGAACAUGAGAUGAUCUCCCCUCUGACUUGCUGGCAUUCAUGACUGGGCACACAAUUUCUUAAAAGCAGAUUGUUGUACAGUAAUGAUAUGUACAUAUAUUAGGUUUUUGUCAUAUAUAUUAUUUUUUAUUUUACAAGAAAACAUAUUGUAGGGUAGUUCAGAGUUUGUUUAUUAUAUGUUCAUUCAUGAAACAUGAGAGUUUCAUGACUGCAGGUGUGAAACGCUGCUAUAGAGUGAAUCCCUCCUCCUUCCCCUUGUUAUAAUGUAGUUAAGAGUCUUUUAUCAUUUUGAUUCAGAAAUUUUCUAUACUAUAUAAGUAAUCUAUAUUUCUACUGCCUAGCAAAGUAGGACAUGGGUGAUUAUACCAUAUAAUGGAAGUAAUGAGAAGUCUCCAUUUGAGCCACAGCAAGCUGCAUACUACAAAAUUAUGAAUGAUAAAGAUGACGUAGGCAGUGUCUAGUGGCAAGCUCAGAAUGUUUUGUAAGUGACUUAGUUUAGGUAUAUAAAAUAUUUUCAUAGAAAAUAAUGUAUUCAUAGUAAAAUAGUCAAAUUAAUAGGACCAAAUUUUUCUGACUUAAAUGCCUCAGUUUACUUCCUAAUUAUCAGCUUGACCUGAGCAACAGCUUGGGUAAUCUUCUAAGAGUUAGUCUUUGUAAAAUAAAUGGGUAGGUAUGUAAAUACGGCAUUUAACCUUACAUAACUCCAGCUUCCCAGAAGAUAUACUGAUUGAGCUUUUAUAGAUGUAAAUAGGUCUAACCAGAAAUAGUUUCUAGUCUUUGCUAUAUAAUGUGGAUGUAUACCAGAGUAUACAACAAAACACCUUUCAACAAAAUGUUAUAUUUCUCUGUAUGUACAUUUGAAAAUCUAACAUAAGUGUCCACUGUCUUUGGUGAUUUUUACUGAAAUCUACAUUAUAGCUGUUAGUUUUAUCUUUAUUUUUUUAAGUCUUUGACCUAAACUUUUACAAGAGCUGCUAAUAAGUUCUAAGAUUUCCCCUGUUUUUCCCCUACCUUCCCUUUUUUCAUAACUGGAUAGAAAUUAACCAGAAGUGAGCUACAAGGGACUUGAUAUUCUAAACACCAGAUAAUCAGCUCCUGAAUCAUAGUUGACUAUUUAUAAUGAUAAAAUGAUAAUCUUUAUCUCUUUAGUUAAGUCACAUGUUUGUGUUUAAACUACAGUUAGUAAACGUUAACUGUAUUUUUUUGAGAUUUAUAGAAUCUGCACUAAUUUUCAUAGCGAAAUAAGUUUUUAUAUUGCUCCACUUGGACAAUUUUAGUGACCAAAACUUAAGUGGAUAAAACUACUUAACCAAAGCAUUAAUGUGUUUAGAAUGCAAUUCUUCAGUGCUAAUAUUUGAAACUAAAAUGGGUACAUUGAAGAUUCCUAGUAAUCUUUAUUCCUAGAAUGCAGUUCUCAGUGUCACCAAACUGAGUCAUGAAAUAAUCCUAGGUUUUAGGAAAUAGUAAGAUUAACUGAUACGAUACGAGCUUUUUAUGGGGCCAGAGAAUGGCUGACCUAAGGACAAGCUAGUCAGGGUUCUCAGUAUUCCCUGUAACUGACUAGUGGAGGUAGGUCUGAGGGUUACUAUUCAGAUUUUACUUAUAAAUGUGUGCGAGAAGAGUCUUUUAUUCUAAAAUUCUUGAUAUUUGAAACUUUUUAAGUUACCAAAUUUAAAAGUAAAGACUUUUGUUGUAAACUGUACCUCAAAUUUGAGAAAUUUCUGUCUUGAUGUAAAUAAAAGUUGAAAGCAUUUCACACUAGUGCAUUGUAAUACUGCAGACCAGUUCCACCAAACAUUGUAAAUACCAAUUUUAAACAAAAGAAGAGAAGGCAAAGACUCACUGCAAGAGUAUGAAAUGAAAGAAAUCUUUUAAGGGAGCAAAGGGCAGGGAAAGAGAAGUCACCAGGAAUAUCCCAGAGCCAAGAAAGUCCUUUCAAGUAGUAGUGAAUUGUUUGAAAAUUAUGGCCCACUGACUUCCAUCUGAAAGCCUUUAUCACUAAUUUCUUUAGUUGCUGCUACUGGGAGAUUGUCCGCAUGCCUCCAUAAUGAAGGGCCAGCCAGUAAUAAGAUUUUCUUACAGCCAGCCUUGCUCUUUCCAAAAGGAGAAAGUAGUACCUCAUUAACCUGGAGUUUGUGGUACAACCUUGGUUAAUGUUUACCUUUUCACUGUGUAAAAAAGAAAAAACACUAACCAAAUAAUUACUGCAGAUAAAGUUUGAUCUUUUAAAACAUUUUAUUAAAAAAUUAUUCCUAAAUAAUAAGACCCUUUAUAGGCAAAACUAUCAGUUAAGUAUGUGUAUAUAAAAUUAGUUAAACUGCAUUUAUUUAGAAAUACUUAAUUUUUACCUAAUGACCCCCUUUUUAUCUCAAAGUAGAGAUUUUAUUAUGGCAGUAUAAAUAUUACUCCCAUUUAGUCCGAAAUAGUGAGCUUUUAAUAAUAAGCUGGGUGUUUAACCACAGUAAAGGCUACCUGUAUAGGUUUUUAGGCAACAUGACCUGUAAUGCAUAGUUCUGAUUUCCUCUGUAUAGAAAAGUACUUGACCUUCACUGUUUCUGUAUUAAGACUAUACUCUGUAACAUUAAUGUGAUGAAUUUAAUAGCAUCUGGUUUUGUAUUAUCUUUAUAGUCAAGAUCUUUUUAAAGGUAGCAGUGUCUUCAGUUGUACUCCGAAAGUAUGUACCUUAAAUCUUCCAGUUUAGACCCAAAGUUUGGGGAAUUAUGUCAUUUAAUAAGUUGUGACAGCUUUAUCACCCUUUUUAUUUGACUUAAGAGAGAGAAACUGUGAUCCUGAAGGAAUGUCUCAGUCUAUGCGUCCAAUGUCUAUGAGUAGGGCUUCUAGAGAGGAAAUCCCAAUUAUACAUACUGUCAGGAGGCCUAAGCCAUAAGACUGGGACCCUGAAAUAAAAUCAGUGAAAAGGUAUGUUCUCUUUUAUAUUAUUUCAUAAAGAAAAUUCAUCUACCACUAAAGAAUGAAAGCAGUUCCUAAGCAUAUUAUUAACAUUAUACCUAUAAAGAAAGGUAUUGCCACAAGGCCUAGCAUAUUUUGUGAGUGGCUUUUGUAAUACUGCGUUGAAGGUGGGGUAUGUUUUACUCUUUUUGCAUGUAAAUAUCUUCAUUCUUUUUCUCCUUGGUCCAUAUUGCCAAGAAUUGAUGUAGCAAAUAACAGUUCAUUAACAACACACAUUACACAUUAUUGAACGCACAGGGUAAUAUUGACUGGGUGCUACUAGACUUUUACCUAGCAUUGAUCUGUCUCAGUUUAUCGUAAGAGACAGUAUUCAAUCCAGUAAAUAUUAAAAUGUAUUAGUUGAAUGAAGGUUAUUUAUAGACCAUCAUGCCAGAAGCCAUGAUUAGAGAAACGAGCUGCGUUCAGCAGAACUUACUUUCUUCCUUUGGCUGUGAAUAAAUUGGAUAAAAUUCCAGUCAGGGGAAGAAACUAGGAUAAGAUUGAUAAUCACUAUUGCUAGCAGUACAAAAACAUUACUAAAUUGGUUAAUUCUUCUGUCUACAACUGAUAUUUUAAAGAGAAUCCUUUCAGUAACAAAUGGAUAACGAUGUGUUAUUGGGAAGGAAUAUUAAACUCAACAGUCACUUUACAACAAUCAUGGAGAGAUCUGUGUACCUGCAACUGGUGUUUGUUGCAUUUCUGAGCCCACUUUGUCGUCAAUGAGAAACAAAAAACAUAAUGGGAGGAAUAUUUUAAAUCAGUAUUUUAACUUUUUAUAAAGUUUGGGACAUUAUCAACAAAGGAUAUUGAAAAUACAUGUUAGUCAAACUACUUUUUAUCUGAUUUUUAAAUUUUCUGUAUUUGAAAUCUUGUGAAUUAGGAAUAUCUGUAUCUAUGGGUAUAUAGAUAUUUAAAACUUAAUGUUACCAAUAAAUGUAUUUCAGCAAUUUGAUUCAAUAAUUAAAUGUUAUUUGCAUCAAAUUUGUAUGGUAAAUGCUCUAAAAAGAAUAUUCAAACCAUUUGGGUUCUGUAUCUCCUUUAUCCCCCCAAGCCACACACAAAAAUGUGAUCUUUUAUUAACUAAUCCUCUGUGUGAAUUUUGCUGUAUCAAACAUUGUGCCAUAUAGUAUUAAAAGUGUUUUGUUGAAAUCUGA
Messenger RNA from Hipposideros armiger (great roundleaf bat), 6645 nucleotides. RefSeq names its product leucine rich repeat containing 58 (gene LRRC58). The coding region runs from base 94 to 1209 and encodes 371 amino acids. Lineage: Eukaryota; Metazoa; Chordata; Mammalia; Chiroptera; Hipposideridae. Gene Ontology annotation, molecular function: protein binding. The record is from RefSeq and is a predicted model, not a curated record. The transcript has 4 exons. Gene Ontology annotation, cellular component: cytoplasm.